GAGCACACGCUGGCUUCAGUUCUUUUUUGCUCUUCGUGUGGUUCGUGUGUGUCGUUUUAAGUUACGGUAAUUUUAAUGUGUGUUAAGGCGGCGGCAUUGGAGAAUCUCUAAAGAAUAAAUCGUGGCUGCCGUACGAAAUUCAAACUUGAAAAAAAAAUAAUAAUAACAACAACAAAAAUAAUUGUUUUAUUUAGCAAACAUUCUUAUUGGAUCGUUGUGUGUUUUAUUUAUUUCGCGUUGAAUAGUGAAUGGUAGUAGUGUGUUGUUUUAAUUCAAAGAAGAAAUAAAAAAGAAGAAGAAUAUUUGCCAAAAAGCAAAAAACCCCACCACAGUUAUGAAAUACAAUCAACAAUUGUAAUAUUAGAACCAAUAACCAAAACGACCAGCCACCGAAUUAUUAUCAGUAAAUCCUAAGCUGGCUAUAGGAUCAUCGAAUCGUUACAAUGCAAUCGGUUAAACCAAAUGAAUUGCCGCAAAAUCCCUACGAGCGGACGAACAUAUUGGCACGAUUAUGUUUUUGGUACACACUGCCAACAUUUUUUAAGGGACGUAAAAAAACUCUAGAUACCAAAGAUCUCUAUCGGGCAUUAAAUGAACACAAAUCAGAAACCCUGGGAAAUGAAAUGUGCCAGUCAUGGCAAAAGGAAUUGGACAAAAAGGCGAAUUCCAAGAAACAGCCCAGUCUACUGAGAGCCACAACGCGUGUGUUCGGUUGGCGUUUUGCCUUUUUGGGAUUUUUAUUAUUCAUUCUGGAAUUGGGUUUAAGAACGUCACAACCGCUGUUUCUCAUGGGCCUGAUAGCUUACUAUUCGAAGGGUGAACAAGAGAUACAAACGGCUUAUCUGUAUGCCGCGGGAGUUAUAGCGUGCAGUGCGGUGAAUGUCAUGUUUAUGCACCCCUACAUGCUGGGCACGAUGCAUGUGGGCAUGAAGAUACGCGUGGCCAUGUGCAGUCUGAUCUAUCGAAAAUCGUUGCGCCUGAGCAAGACUGCUCUGGGAAGUACCACUGCUGGUCAGGUGGUCAAUUUGAUAUCGAAUGAUGUUGGACGUUUGGAUUUGGCAACGAUUUUCAUCCACUACCUUUGGGUGGGACCCAUGGAGACGUGCCUGAUAACGUAUCUGAUGUAUAGAGAGAUUGGCAUUGCAGCUGUAUUUGGUGUGGCCUUUAUGUUGAUGUUUAUCCCCCUGCAGGGUUGGUUGGGCAAAAAAACAUCCGUUCUGCGUCUGCGUACCGCCUUGCGUACCGAUGAACGUGUCCGCAUGAUGAAUGAAAUCAUCUCCGGCAUACAGGUCAUUAAAAUGUAUGCCUGGGAGUAUCCCUUUGGCAAGAUAGUGGCCUAUGCCCGCAAAAAGGAGAUCAACAGCAUUCGUCACUCGUCGUAUAUUCGCGGCAUCCUCUUGUCGUUCAUAAUGUUCCUAACUCGCGUAUCGAUUUUCCUCAGUUUGGUGGGCUAUGUUCUGUUGAGUAAUUUCCUAACACCGGAACAGGCCUUUGUGAUAACAGCCUAUUAUAAUAUUUUAAGGACAACGAUGACAGUAUUCUUUCCUCAGGGUAUCUCUAUGAUGGCUGAAACAUUGGUCUCCAUAAAACGUAUUCAAAACUUUAUGUUGUACGAAGAAACUCAGGUUGUGGACAAAUCUGCCGAUUAUAUUAACUAUGAUGGCAGUAAUCAGUCGACAGUGGUGAAAGAUGAUGAUAAAAUCUUGGAAGAAGAAGAUGCCGAAAAACAGCCACUGGUCUCAAAUGGUCAUGCCACACUUUCACAGGCUGGCAUUUUCAUCAGCAACGUAAAGGCCAAAUGGGAUCCCGAUGUAAGCGAAUACACUUUGGAUGAUGUCAAUUUGCGUGUACAACCCGGCACCUUGGUGGCCAUUAUUGGCCCAGUUGGCUCGGGAAAAUCGAGCUUAAUACAAAGUAUCUUGGGUGAACUAAAGCCGGAAUCGGGUACAAUUGCAGUAAAUGGUACAUUUUCGUAUGCCUCACAAGAACCAUGGCUAUUCACCGGCACCGUACGACAGAAUAUAUUGUUUGGACAACCGAUGGACAGAAGACGCUAUCAUGCUGUGGUGAAAAAGUGUGCCUUGGAAAGAGAUUUUGAAUUGCUGCCGUAUGGUGAUAAGACCAUUGUUGGCGAACGUGGUGCCUCAUUGUCGGGUGGUCAAAAAGCUCGUAUCAGUUUGGCUCGCGCUGUGUAUCGUAGAACAUCAAUUUAUCUUCUGGAUGAUCCUCUCAGUGCUGUUGAUACCCAUGUGGGACGUCAUUUAUUCGAUCAGUGUAUGCGUGGCUUGUUGCGUGACAAUAUUGUGGUCCUGGUGACACAUCAACUGCAAUUCCUACAGUCAGCCGAUCAGAUAGUCAUCAUGGAUAAGGGUCGUGUUUGUGCUGUGGGUACAUAUGAGUCGUUGCGUGAAAGUGGCCAUGAUUUUGCUCAAAUGUUGGCCGAUCCGGAAAAUGAUGAAUCAAUGGAAGCUGCAAAAUCCCGUCCUAGAUCAGGAAGUCGUCUAAUCGAUCGUCAAAAUAGUGUGGCAUCUAUUAACUCAGUUGCCGAUUCAACACUGGAUGAUACACCCACCCAGGUGCAGGAAACCCAGGAAGAGGGCAAAAUUGGACUAGAUCUCUAUAAGAAAUAUUUCAAGGCAGGCGGAGGAUUCUUUAUGUUUUUCGUUAUGUUAGUGUUUUGUAUAAUGUCUCAGGGCUUGGCUUCAUGUGGUGAUUAUUUCCUGUCUUAUUGGGUAAAUAAAAAAGGUUCGUUGGAGGCCAAACGUGUGGAAUAUGUAACUGCUGCCGCCCUUAAUGACUCCUUACAUGGAACAUCCACCACCACCAUGGAUCCCCUAGCUUGGUCAUCGUCACACCAAACGGAGACAAGCCUUUCCAAAUGGUUGUCCCAGUAUGGUAUUCACAUACAUCCAGAAAUGCUUGACAUCUACAUCUUCACGAUUAUAACAGUUGCCACCAUUGUCAUAACAGUUACACGUAGUUUUCUAUUCUUCAAUGUGGCCAUGAGAGCAUCGCAGAACUUACACAAUUCCAUGUUUAGGGGCAUCACCCGGGCGUCCAUGUACUUCUUCAAUACAAAUCCCUCCGGCCGUAUACUUAAUCGUUUCUCCAAAGACAUGGGUCAAAUCGAUGAGAUUCUGCCAUCUGUGAUGAUUGAUGUGAUACAAAUUUUCCUAUCACUUUUUGGCAUUGUCGUUGUCAUAUCUGUGGUCAAUCCCCUGUAUCUGUUGCCCACAUUUAUACUGGCCAUUAUAUUUUAUAAUCUGAGGACAUUCUAUCUGAAGACAUCACGAAAUGUUAAACGUUUGGAAGCCAUUACUCGUUCCCCCAUCUAUUCACAUUUGGGUGCAUCCCUGACGGGCCUAUCCACGAUACGUGCAUUUGGUGCCCAAGGCGUUCUAAUCAAGGAAUUCGAUAACUACCAGGAUCUACAUAGCUCUGCCUUUUUCCUCUUCAUUAGUACAUCACGUGCCUUUGGCUAUUGGCUGGAUUGUUUCUGUGUCAUCUUCAUAGCCAUUAUCACCUUGAGUUUCUUUGUGUUUGCCCCAGAAAAUGGUGGCGAUGUGGGUUUAGCCAUUACCCAGGCAAUGGGUAUGACGGGCAUGGUACAGUGGGGAAUGAGACAAUCGGCAGAAUUGGAAAAUACCAUGACUGCGGUGGAACGUGUUGUGGAAUAUGACGACAUUGAUCCUGAGGGUGAAUUAGAAUCGGCCGAAGACAAGAAGCCACCCAAAACAUGGCCCGAGGAAGGCAAGGUGGUAUUUGACGAGUUAAGCUUGCGCUACUUCCCAGAUCCCAAAUCGGAAUAUGUCCUAAAGUCACUGAACAUUGUAAUUAAGGCUCGUGAAAAAGUGGGUAUUGUUGGACGUACCGGUGCUGGCAAGUCAUCCCUGAUAAAUGCCCUAUUCCGUUUGUCCUAUACCGAUGGUUCCAUCAUCAUUGAUUCCCGCGAUACAAAAUCAAUGGGCUUACACGAUUUGCGUAGCAAAAUCUCCAUUAUACCUCAGGAACCGGUACUCUUUUCGGGAACAAUGCGUUAUAAUUUAGAUCCAUUUGAUGAAUAUUCCGAUGUCAAACUAUGGGAAGCUUUGGAAGAGGUCCAACUGAAGAAUGUUGUCUCCGAAUUGCCGAAUGGUUUACAAACCAAAAUCUCAGAGGGCGGUUCCAAUUUCAGUGUCGGCCAACGCCAAUUGGUUUGUUUGGCUCGAGCCAUUUUACGUGAAAAUCGUAUUUUGGUUAUGGACGAGGCCACCGCCAAUGUUGAUCCCCAAACGGAUGCAUUGAUUCAAACCACCAUACGUCACAAAUUUAAACAUUGUACCGUCCUAACGAUAGCCCAUAGACUGCACACGGUCAUGGAUUCGGAUAAAGUGUUGGUCAUGGAUGCUGGUCAAGUGGUGGAGUUCGGUUCACCCUAUGAACUGUUGACGGAAAGUGAAAAGAAUGUAUUCCAGGGCAUGGUAAAGCAAACGGGAAAAUCUACAUAUGAAAAUCUAUUGAAAGUAGCACAAAAGGCCCAUGAGGAAACACUGAAACAAAAAAUGGAUUAGAAGAAUACAGGGAUUGUUGUUGUUUGUAUUUAUGCACAAUAACAUCAACAACAAGGACAGUUUGCUUCUUGCCAUUACUUAAAUCAUGCCAAUUUAUUUUUUCUUGAAAAGACUAAGUAUAAGUACAGACAGGCCUUGUUCUCCAAAUGUAAUCAUAACUGUGAGCUGUUUAAUUUUAAGUCAAACGGAAUAUAUCUUUGCACGUAUGUUUGUUUGUAUUUUCGGAUUAGAUGUUUUUUUUAACUAAUUAUUGUCUAAAGAGAAUAUGUAUGAAUGUUUCCUUUGUAAAUGUGUACAAACCAAAAGAGAGAAAAUAACACAAAAUAGGAUGUGUUGAUGUUGUUAAACUACUAAUCUAAGGCAUUCACAAGAUAGAGAGAUAAAAAGUUAUUUCCUUUUUUUAUAACACACAAAUUUUAAGUUGUUUUUUUUUCUAUAAUACAAACAUAUAUAAGAAUAAGAAAUAUAAAUUUAAGUUUUCUUCCAUCUACGAUCUACACUAAAAUAAUUUAUAUAAAAACCAUCCAUAUAUACAAGAAAAACAAAAUAAAAUUUACACGUAUGCAAUGUGCCUUUAGAUAUUUAUGUACUAACUAACUCUAUAUACCUAGGUAUUAAAUGUUAAAAGCAAAGCAAAAUAACAAUAAAAUGUACAAUGUGAAACCAAAAAAAUUGAAACAGAAAAGAAAUGAAGAAUGUAAGGAAGAAACAAACAAUCAAAUUAAAACAAAACAAAAAAAACUAUAAACAUUUAAAUAAAAACGUCCAAAAAUGAUAUUUAUUAAAAUUAAA
Musca domestica (house fly) is the source of this 5342-nucleotide messenger RNA. Its product is annotated as probable multidrug resistance-associated protein lethal(2)03659. The record is from RefSeq and is a predicted model, not a curated record. Gene Ontology annotation, cellular component: membrane. The transcript is spliced from 12 exons. Gene Ontology annotation, molecular function: ABC-type transporter activity; ATP hydrolysis activity; ATP binding. Bases 444 to 4550 code for a protein of 1368 amino acids. NCBI's taxonomy places the organism in Eukaryota, Metazoa, Arthropoda, Insecta, Diptera, Muscidae. Gene Ontology annotation, biological process: transmembrane transport.